Molecule: messenger RNA, 3295 nt
Organism: Cladophialophora immunda
Lineage: Eukaryota; Fungi; Ascomycota; Eurotiomycetes; Chaetothyriales; Herpotrichiellaceae
Exons: 2
Coding region: 274-2919 (881 amino acids)
Source: RefSeq, a predicted model, not a curated record
CCAAGAUCGCCAUCUGGCGCCAUCGAUCUCCAAACUUACAACUCUUUGCGAUGGAGUGUCCCAACUUUUCGAUCCCAAACCAACACCACUGGACAGUAGUGGUUGAGAACACAGGUACCGGGUCUGCAAUCAGAACAUGAUUCUUUGUACUCUUGAUCUUAUAUGUGGUGCCUGAGUGACAUGAGACCAUUCUCACACCUGUCGCGUCUGUUUUACGACAACCAAGACUUCGAAUGAAUCAACUACACCUGCGCUUAGUCGCCAGUAGGCAACAUGCAUAUCCCUCCAGCACGUCGGAGAGGGAACCUAUACGGCAAAGGAGCGAGAAAUAUUCGAGUUCACGACCUUUUUGAUGUCGCUGCGCGAACACCAAUCGAAACAAUAACAACAACGACGUUAACUCCCCAUGCCUCCAUGCUUCCUCGAUCCGCACAAGCCGUCAACACGCCUCAUAUUCAACUUCAGGAUGAGUUAAAAAAUGCAGCAUUACAUUCAGGUGAGACAAAGGAGGAUUCAUCGACUGCAACAAUCCCGUCACCUCUCACUGCACCCGAAUCUUCGACCAUGUUCGACCUACAUUCCUCUGAGGAAGAACCGACCAGCCUCAAGCCAAAGCGCGCCUUGAAGAAGAGAAGGAUAGCAUCUGCCAAAUCAGAUCAACCAAGGGAUGAUAUCCAGGUGGAUGAAGAGCGCAAGGUCGUGGUGACGAAGACAAAGGGAUGGCGCACCCUAAACGAAAGCGCUCAAGAGAAGCUGCAAUUCAAGUCCGCGAAUGCAAACGGCGGGUUAGAACACUCAACCUCAGCCAAUGUCACCCGAGCAUUGAAGCGACCAGUCAAAGGGCCCGCCGCUGGCAGAUCAGCUUCGCCUUCCAAGCUGGUCCCUCCAAAAGCACCUCGCUCACACCAACCCCAAGUCUCCAGUGUCUGGUCUCCGGAAGAGUCAGAUUCAUCCACCACAUCACAACCCUCGCGGAGGAGCACUCCCAAGAGAAAAAGACGCGGCUCUGACGACAGUCUCAUGGCGUCGCCUACUCCGAGUGACCUCCAUCUGACUGGUCUACGUCUGACGCCUGAUUCAAGCUCGCAAAGGUUACACAUUUCAUCCGAGGACGAGCACCUGGGAGAGGGCCCCAGUAAGCCUGUUAGGACAGGCCGAACUAGGUUGGUUGAUCGACUGGACCCUCCACGCGCCCAAAGCAUAGACACAUUCUCGCGUGCUACAACACAAGAGCAACAUUACAACCAACCCAAUGACGGUGUCGCACCAUUUGGAAGGAUUUCAGCAAGCCGUCUGGCAGAGGAUAGUCCAGACAUGGAAAAGAAGCCAUCCAAUGUAUCAGUUGCGGCUCCUCCUGGACGUCCAAGAGCCACGUACGCUAAGCAAAGGUCUUACUUGAGCGAUAUGGUCGACAGUUUGGAGAGCUACUCGGCAUCAAACAGCCAGUCAUCCUCGCAAGAAAUCUAUUCACCGGCUUUGACAUUCCCCAGUGUUGCGUCGCAAAUGGAACUCGACAAUGAUGACAGCGAUGAAGCUGACCCUUUCAGUCGAAUUAAAAGCAUCCACGAAUUGAGACGCGGAGGGGCAAUCAGAAAAUUCGACUUAGAACUGGACACUAUCCUGGAAGAUAUUGAAUCGGGCCCCAAGUCACGACGCAUUCUAGGGCUCCUACAGCUUGUUUCCAAAUUGAACGAACUCCCUUUCCUGCGCCAAUUCCAAGACUACGGUGGCCUCCAGCGCCUCAUGGACUGUGCGAACGGAUCCUUAGACGAGAUCAGCGCGACGUUGGUGGCUCUAGUUCUUCGUUGUAUAGUUGUGGCUGAAAGCUCAUCACCAAGGGUCGUGCUCCAGAUCUUGAAUGCUCUCUACAAGCUACCUCUAGGUCUGGUGUCGGAACCCAGACCCUUAAGCAAACUUGCCAAAGACCGGAGUCAGAAUCUCUCCAAGAUUCUUGUCAAAGAUAUUGCGGAGUUUGAGGACAGGUCGAAAGUUCUAGGCCAAACCUGUGUGGCUGCUGACAGAAUCAUGCUUGCUUCCGUGGAAUCUAGCCUGCGAAGUCUUAUCAGCCUCAAGGAACAAUUUCCAGAGCUGCCACGGGGACUCCUGGACGAGAUUCUCUCAAACUUUACGAAGACGCAGGACAUGGUUGAAGGUGGCGGGAUUACCAAACAGUUAGAGACCAUUCGACUUUUGCUGUCGUUACUGGAGAUUGCGUGUGCAAACCAUGAAGUGACCGGGGCUAACGUGUCAACUGUCCGUAUCGCGGAGUUGGGCGAGAGCGUGGCAAGUGUCAUGAAGGAGGCUCGUCACUCCCAGCCGCAGAUCGAGCACUCGUGCCUUCGGCUGAUUGUUGGCUUAAGCAACAAUGAUGCAGCGGCUUGUGAAGCCUUGAUUGACGGCCGCCUUAUUUGCACCGUUUUUCAGGUUAUCGAGGGCCAGUUCCUGGAGCUGGCAAGGCGUGCAGCGCAGGAGCAAGAGGUUGACCAUGCGCAACUUGAAUCUGUGAUUCUGGCAGUUGGAUGUCUUCUCAACUUCGCCGAAUGCGCGGAUGCAGCCAGAGAGCGGAUGUUGAGGUUGGUGGCAGGCGGGAAGAACAUGGUGGACCGGCUGGUGGACAUUUUCAACAGCCAUGUCGACCAAACGUCUGAGGCCUUGACUAUUGAUCAGACUCAAAUCCUGGUCGCCUUUGGCUACAUUUCCGCACUGCUAUGCACACUGUGCCUGAAUCCGAUUGCGUGUAGGCAGAUAUCCGAAUCCAUCAAGGGAAAGGGGCUGUCGCUAUUGUUUGCAGCUGCCGACACGUUCCUCCAUCAUCUCCAGACGGUUGAGGCAGCACUUGGGGAAGAAGGCGGCUCGUCCACAGGGUUUACAGAGCGGUUCACUGCCGUGCUCGGCACGGUGAAGCAGCACGGCUGUUGAUUCUGAGCAAGACCUUUCCAUGAAGAGACGACAUACACUUGCAACAUACAUCGUACGACAUAUGACAUACAAGAUUGGGUACCGGGAGCAUUGGGACAUGUCUGGAGUUGACAUGGGGUUUGCAUAGCAGAAUUCGUUGAUACCCCCCUUGAAAGUUGUGAGCUAGAUAUAGAGGAGCAUAUUUGCAAGCACGACGAGUUACAGCCAUGGCUUUUGCUGGACCUGGCGAAUGUUAGGGAUGCGAGAUGCGCCGGUGUCUCUCCACCCUCCCAUCUCCCGGAAUUCUUGCGCCCAUGUGAAGACGCCGUGUCGCAAACAGCAUCUUUAUCACCAUUGGCCGCGGGGAACCAACCCUCCGUGCAAGUAGCGUUGCAGC